Henningerozyma blattae CBS 6284 is the source of this 1635-nucleotide messenger RNA. Its product is annotated as serine/threonine-protein kinase. Gene Ontology annotation, molecular function: protein serine/threonine kinase activity; ATP binding. The transcript has a single exon. The record is from RefSeq and is a predicted model, not a curated record. NCBI's taxonomy places the organism in Eukaryota, Fungi, Ascomycota, Saccharomycetes, Saccharomycetales, Saccharomycetaceae. Bases 1 to 1635 code for a protein of 544 amino acids. Gene Ontology annotation, biological process: protein phosphorylation.
AUGGAAAAUUCAAAAGCCAAAAAAUCUACUCCACCUAUACAUAAUAAGAAUCAUUCGUUAACCAACUCAAUAGUUGAUGAAUGCCAAUCAAGUGCUAAUACCAAAAUAUUGCACAGAAGACACACAUAUUCAACAAGGAAUAUAUCAAGAUCUUUACAAAAUUUAAAUCCAAAAAAUAAUGUAUUGGAAGAUUUUCAAACUAUUUAUCACAAUUGGAAUUAUGAAAAGACUUUUAAUAUUAAAUCAUUAAAUCUUAAUAUGAUAGUCUUCAUUUAUGAUUCUUAUAAUAACAAUUCUUUUUUAGGUUACCUACCUAUUCAAUAUAAAUUUCAAAAUCAAAAAAUGUUCUACGAAAAAAAAUGGUGUUACUUACAGAAUACUGAUGUUAUUUCGUAUUCUUCUAAUGGCGUCGAUACUACUACUGAUUUGAUAUCCGGUACUAAAUCAAAUCCAAUUGAAAUCGAAAUUGAAUUGAAAUUUACUUCUUUUCUUGAUGGAUAUGAUGAAGAUAUGGCAACUAUUGCUCAACAUAAUAAUAAGAUACAAUUAAAAAACUCUUCUUUAGAAAUUGGAAAUAAAAUUUAUUCUAUGUCAGAUUUUGUUAUUUUAAAGUUAAUUGGCACUGGAACAUUUGGUAAAGUUUUUUCAAUUAGGAAAAAAAGUUCAAAUCACGUUUUUGCAAUGAAAAUUAUAAGUAAAAAACUAAUACUAAACGAAAACGAAUUAAGGCAUGUAAAAGAUGAAAGAAAUAUAUUAUUAAAGAACUCUAUUGGUGAAUGCCCGUUCGUCGUCCAGUUAAAAUAUGCAUUUCAAAAUAAAAAUGAUUUAUUUUUAAUUACAAACUACUUCCCAGGAGGAGAGUUAUAUUGGUAUUUAAGAAAGUAUAAAAGCUUUCCUGAAAAGUGGAUUCGAUUUUAUGUUGGACAGCUCUCUAUUGCCCUUGACUUUCUUCAUAAAAAUGGAGUCAUUUAUCGUGAUUUGAAACCCGAAAAUGUAUUACUUGAUAGUACAGGAAAUAUUGCAUUAUGUGAUUUUGGUCUUUCUAAAUUGAAUACUGAUAAUAACAGUGAUUUUAGAGCCCACACAUUUUGUGGCACGACAGAUUACCUAGCUCCUGAAGUCAUUUUAGAUGAUAAUGGAUACAGUUAUAUGGUUGAUUAUUGGUCUCUUGGUGUUCUAACCUUUGAGUUAUUCUUUGGUAUAUCUCCAUUUUAUUCAGAGCUUCCUAAAAAAACCUAUGCAAAAAUUUUAUAUAGUAAAAUUACCUUACCAAAAUAUUCAAUCUCAUUUGAAGGUCGUAUCUUUCUAAAGGCAUUAUUAAGGAGGAAACCUCAAUUUCGAUUAGGGAAUAAUGGUGGGCUAGAAGAGAUAAAGCGGUCACAAUUUUUCAGGGGAUUUAAUUGGGAUGCUCUCAUAUGUAGGAAAAUGAAACCCCCAAUAAAGCCACAGACAUGCUGGUCUACUGAAUUCAUAGCAGAUACUCAGAAAUAUUCGCCCUCUUUUAUGGAUAAAGAAAAAAGAAAUAUUUAUCGGGUGUUAAGAAUAAAAUAUAUUGUGAACAGGAUGAGCAAGGCCAGUUUGCAGGUUUCAGUUACCACGGGGACCAUAUAUUACAUUCUAAUGGAGGAUUUUUAA